UUUUAAGAGCUCAGUAAAACAACAAGUCGGCACAAGUCAGCAGGGAGGGCGAAUCCUCGGAAACGGUCUCCCACUCUUACUUUCUCGUCUGUCCGUCUUGUCUUGUCUCCCCCUUUUCCUCCCUCUUUCUGCAGUCUUACUCACUGCUUUGUGCUGCACAGAAGAGAAGCCGAGGCUAGCACAUCCUGACUCAAAGAGAAGAUGAAGUCUCACUUGGUGUUUCAGGUCUCCUGUGUGACCCUGCUCUCGCUGUGCUGCUCUGUGUGUCACGCCACACCUCUGUUCUCCAACAUAUCCAUGGACGGCAGCGGAGAUGAAGCCGAGCUGGAGCUCCUUUUCCCGGUGUCUUUCUCCACCCGCGCGCCUGUUCACGUUACCGCCGCUACCGGGAGUCCCACUCUCACCAACACCAUAACCACCACCAUGAUCCGUCUGAAGGACUACGUCCUGACCCGAGUAGUGGACUUCCUGCAGGAGAACAUGCUCAUCAUCAUCGUGGUGACCUCUCUUCUCAUUGUCAUGGUCUUCAUCAUCUGCUGUGCCUCUGCAAUGAGUCACAAGCGCAAGCUGGAGGCAUAUAAGCCCCUACCUCAUCCACCCAGGAAGUAUACGGCCGAUAAAGCCGGAGGACGCAAGGAUUCAAGUGACCUGCAGGAGAAACCGUACGCCGUCGAUCACGUCAAGAGGGUCCAGACUCAGAGCAUGUCCUCCCCGAAGAACCUGCGGAUGCCCUCCAAGGCGCUGGUGGGAGAGAGAGGGAGAGACGUCCGGUCAUCACCUCGACAGGAGGUCAGAAAGGUCAGAGAUACAGAGGCAGUGGAAAAGCGGAGAGAGGAACCAAAACACAAAGAGAAGGUGAAGCACAGGGAGGAGGUUCAGCAGAGCUCCAGUCCCAGCACCAGCUCCAGCUCUAGCUCCAGUCAGCCAGUCUGCACCUGCCAUCUGAAAAAAGGCCACCACUAG
Molecule: messenger RNA, 963 nt
Organism: Pundamilia nyererei
Lineage: Eukaryota; Metazoa; Chordata; Actinopteri; Cichliformes; Cichlidae
Product: transmembrane protein 119-like
Exons: 2
Coding region: 202-963 (253 amino acids)
Biological process (GO): positive regulation of osteoblast differentiation; positive regulation of osteoblast proliferation; ossification
Cellular component (GO): plasma membrane
Source: RefSeq, a predicted model, not a curated record